AAUAAUUACGUUUGCUGAAGUAUUGCAUUAACCAGGCUAAAAUUUGUCUUAGUCGUUAACGAUGAGACCCCGGCCAAGCUGGAGUAUACCAACCAACACUAGAAUAACAGUACACGCUAGUAGUAUAUAUGUGCAGUGCCUGCAAUCGGAGAGGCUGCAUCUCGUACACCGCUGCAUCUCGUUUCCACCAGCCGAUCGAUCGACGAACGACGACGUACGACGACAUGGUCGCCGCCGACGAGAUCAAGCCGCACGCGGUGUGCCUGCCGUUCCCGGCGCAGGGGCACGUCACGCCGAUGAUGAAGCUGGCCAAGGUGCUCCACUGCAGGGGCUUCCACGUCACGUUCGUCAACACCGAGUACAACCACCGCCGCCUCAUCCGCUCCCGCGGCGCCGCCGCCGUGGCCGGGGUCCCGGGGUUCCGCUUCGCCACCAUCCCCGACGGCCUCCCGCCGUCCGACGCCGACGCCACGCAGGACCCGGCGUCGAUCUGCUACUCCACCAUGACCACCUGCCUCCCGCACUUCACGAAGCUGCUCGUCGACCUCGACGGCAGCCGCGCGGCCGGGAUCCCGCCCGUGACGUGCGUCGUGGCGGACGGCGUCAUGAGCUUCGCCGUCGACGCCGCCAAGGAGCUCGGCGUGCCGUGCGCGCUGUUCUGGACGGCCAGCGCCUGCGGCUACAUGGGCUACCGCCACCACCGGUUCUUCCUGGACGAGGGCCUCUCGCCUCUCAAAGAUGAAGAGCAGCUGACGAACGGGUUCCUGGACACGGUGGCGCGGCCGGCGCGCGGGAUGAGCAAGCACAUGCGCUACCGGGACUACCCGAGCUUCAUCUGGACGACGGACCGCGGCGACAUCCUGCUCAACUUCCUGCUCCACGAGGUGGAGCGCGCGGACCGCGCGGACGCCGUGAUCCUCAACACGUUCGACGAGCUGGAGCAGCAGGCGCUCGACGCCAUGCGCGCCAUCCUCCCGCCAGUCUACACCAUCGGCCCGCUCGGCAGCCUCGCCGACCGCGUCGUCGCCCCCGACGCCCCGGCCGCCGCCAUCCGCCCCAGCCUCUGGAAGGAGGACACCGCCUGCCUGGCGUGGCUCGACGGCAGGGAGCCCCGGUCCGUGGUGUUCGUCAACUACGGGAGCAUCACCACCAUGUCCAACGACGAGCUUGUCGAAUUCGCGUGGGGGCUCGCCAACUGCGGCCACGGCUUCCUGUGGAUCGUCCGCCCCGACCUCGUCAGGGGCGACGCCGCCGUGCUGCCGCGGGAGUUCCUGGAGGCGGUGGCGGGGAGGGGCCUCCUGGCGAGCUGGUGCGAGCAGGAGGCCGUGCUGCGGCACGGGGCGGUGGGCGCGUUCCUGACGCACUGCGGUUGGAACUCGACGAUGGAGAGCCUCAGCGCCGGGGUGCCGAUGCUGUGCUGGCCCUUCUUCGCCGAGCAGCAGACCAACGCGCGCUACUCGUGCGCCGAGUGGGGCGUCGGGAUGGAGGUGGGCGGCGGCGUGCGGCGGGAGGCGGUGGAGGCGACGAUCAGGGAGGCCAUGGGAGGGGAGAAGGGGAAGGAGAUGAGGCGGAGGGCGGCGGAGUGGAAGGAGCUCGGUGCGAGGGCGACGCAGCCUGGCGGGAGGUCGUUGGUCAACCUGGACAAUCUGAUCAAGGAAGUCUUGCUCCCAAGUAAAAAAUGCGGCUAGAUAGAGAUGGCCUGCUUGGCUGCUAGCUGCUGGGGUGGAAAAGAAUUACUACUGUGUUUUUACUUAUGGAUUAUUCCUGCUAGAAUAAUAUUCACCUGCUUGGAAGCAGGUGAUUCCCGGGAAGUAGGAUUGAGUUAAUUAUUUGGGGCGUCCAGGACUCCAGGAUUACUAUUUACUACUACUCGAUCUCCUUGGUUACUGAAAUUACUGUCAUAUUUUUUCUUUGUGUCCAUUAAAUUCCUGUCAUCUAGUUUUCUUAUUUUUUUCAGAGAAGACGUAGCUAAUAAUGUAUUGCCAAUUCCCAGCAAUAUUACAAUUUUUAGAGUGCAAUGGAAUGCACCUACUUAACACA
Messenger RNA from Oryza sativa Japonica Group (Japanese rice), 2040 nucleotides. Its product is annotated as 7-deoxyloganetin glucosyltransferase. NCBI's taxonomy places the organism in Eukaryota, Viridiplantae, Streptophyta, Magnoliopsida, Poales, Poaceae. The record is from RefSeq and is a predicted model, not a curated record. Gene Ontology annotation, molecular function: quercetin 7-O-glucosyltransferase activity; quercetin 3-O-glucosyltransferase activity.